Messenger RNA from Uloborus diversus, 2356 nucleotides. RefSeq names its product centromere/kinetochore protein zw10 homolog (gene Zw10). Bases 87 to 2300 code for a protein of 737 amino acids. Lineage: Eukaryota; Metazoa; Arthropoda; Arachnida; Araneae; Uloboridae. Gene Ontology annotation, biological process: mitotic cell cycle; endoplasmic reticulum to Golgi vesicle-mediated transport; mitotic spindle assembly checkpoint signaling. Gene Ontology annotation, cellular component: chromosome, centromeric region; RZZ complex; nucleus. The record is from RefSeq and is a predicted model, not a curated record. The transcript is spliced from 8 exons.
GAACGCAAAUAAAUUUAAAAAAAUUCGGUGGUGUUUCAUGGAUUAGCAAUUAAUUAAUUGCAUGGAGUUUUAUUUACUUUCCGAAAAUGACAUCAAUUGUGACUGAAGUUUUACUUAAGCUAAAAGCGGCUGGAAAGUCUACUAGAGAAAGUAUUGAUCUCAAAAUUCAAGAUCUGAAGCGAAGACUAGACUUUAUUCAAGUAGAAGUUCAAGGGCAGUUGAAAAAUUGUUAUGUAGAUUUUCUUCCUCAGUAUAUCAGAAUUGAAAAUAUCAUCGACAGAUUUGAAGGAAUUAAUGCUGAAUAUGAAGCUCUGCAUCAAAAAAUUGAAAAAGAAAUUAAACCUCAAAUGAGCCAUUCUGUCACAGAAUAUCAAGAUGUAAUAGAAGACCUGAAAAACAUAAGAACAUUGAAACAAAAUUUACUGAAUAUUUUCUCACUUCAUGAACAUAUAGAGUGUGCAAGGAAAUUGAUCUCAGAGUCUACCUUGGAUGCUGUUAAAAGUCUUUUAGAAUUCGAAAGGGUUUUCAGUUCCAUUGAACCGGAUAAGAAGCAAGAUAUUGCAAUUAUUUGUGCGAUUAGAAGGGAAUAUUUUGUUGUUAAGGAGGAUAUUAUUUACCGCUUGCAAAAAAUAUGGAGGCAGAAACUUGUUAUUAAUUAUAUAAACGAUGGUAAAAAUAAAAAAAUGGUCAUGUUGACAUGCGUGAAAAAUUCAGAUAAUGACCAAGAGUUGUUGAAAUCAUUGAAAUUGCUGAAAACUUUGAGGCCUAUGUUGAAGGAAUUUGGCAAACAGUUCUUGGAAAUGAUCUGCAGAACACUAAUAUUAAAUGAAGUAAAAAUUGAGCAAAAUGAAGACACAUCUUUAGUUUUGACUAUUACAAUUGUUAAUGAGCAAAGCCCCACACCCGGUAUAGUGCUUGAAAAUGUGAAAAAUGUGAUUUCUUUCCUCGACGCAUGUUUGUUUCAUCACCCUGUAGACAUGCUUGAAAAUGAUGUACAUGUAACUGUCAUGAAUGAGUUUGGUUUGGCCAUACAGGAAGAUUUUUGUAAUGUAAUUAUUGAAGACUGCUUAAAAGCAUCUGUUCCCAGCCAAACAAAACAACUAGAAGCAUUUCACAAUGAGAUGGUUGUCACAGAAAUUUUUUGCAAUGACCUGUUAGCAAUAGGAUUUUUUCCAAAUUCAGAAAAUAAACUUGUACAAUUCAUUCACAAUGUCGACACUUUGCCAGUGAAUAAAAUGAUGCAAAAUAUUUUGAGCAGAGCUCGAUCUUUAAUGAAGCAAAGUUUGCACCAGACUGUCACCGUUGGAAUAGAACCUGCACCUGCUGCUAAAAUUGAAAAUCCUCAUGAUUUUAAUGAAAUGGCUAAAGCAAAAAGUGGCCUUAGUAAAUCAACUUUUGAAUUUCCUCGUUGCCAAAUCAGUUCAUGUGUGCAGGAUCUAGUACAUCUUCUGAAAGAAAUAAAAGAUGAAGCAAAAAAUUUUGGUCCAGUACAUUCAUCCAGACUGUACUACUGUGCUCGAAGUAUAUGUGAACUUUACUGCUGUGUUGUACCCACAUAUCAUAAAGAAGAAAUUGAAAAUAUUCCACAACAAACAGGUAUUUAUCACAAUAACUGUAUGUACUUGUCUCAUCGCCUUUGCACUCUUGGAAGUCUUUAUGAAUGUGAGCUAGAAACAUCAAUUCAAAUGACUUUUGUGGAUCUUGUGCAGGAAAUUCGAAAGCUUGGUACUGAAGCAUUUUUAACACAGUUAAGAAGACAGAGGCAGCAACUUUUUCAACUGUUGCAGGAAGAGGAAGCUCUUCAAAGUACAGCAUUUGAAACUGGAGUUGUUAAUAAAUCAGAAAAAGUUAUUAGACAAUGCUUGUGUCAACUGCAACUGCUAAAAAAAGUCUGGUGUGAGGUUUUACCAACUGAGGUUUAUUUUAAAGCAAUUGGAACUUUACUUAACACAUGCUUUGAAGAAAUAACAUUACGUGUUCUGGCUAUGGAAGACAUUGCCGAAGAAGCUGCUGCACAAAUGGACAGCACUUUUGAUAUACUUAUUAAGAAAGGACCUGAUCUUUUCCAGGUUCCAACUGCUGACAAAAGUAAUGUUGUGCAUUUGUAUGUAAAAAGAUGGUUCAAAAUUCAAGAGUUGCAGUUAGUUUUGCGGGCAAGUAUGCGAGAAAUCGUAGAUCGAUGGGCCAGUGGAAAAGGACCUUUGGCCACACAUUUCACAGCGGAAGAAGUAAAGCAUUUAAUCCGAGCAUUGUUUCAAAAUACUGAAAGAAGAGCUGCUGCUUUAGCAAAAAUUAAAUAGCUUAUGUGGUACAUGUUAAAAUAUUUUUAAAAAUAUUUUUGUCAGUUAAUUUUUUA